Messenger RNA from Rhagoletis zephyria (snowberry fruit fly), 1899 nucleotides. RefSeq names its product lipoma HMGIC fusion partner-like 2 protein. Gene Ontology annotation, cellular component: membrane. The record is from RefSeq and is a predicted model, not a curated record. NCBI's taxonomy places the organism in Eukaryota, Metazoa, Arthropoda, Insecta, Diptera, Tephritidae.
UUAAAUCAUAGGUAUGUGCGAUUUAAGUGGGCCAUGGGGCCGAUAGCCCGGUAUAGAAAUAAAUGAGAGACAUACCCUCAUCCACUCCUAAGUAAACAGACUAGAUGAGGAAAAGGAUUCUACUAAACUCAGAAGUCCGCUUCCAAAGAGAAAAUGUAUGAAGAAAACACGAUUUUAGUUCUUUUUAGGGUGGUGAUUUGUAUUGCAAUUAAAUCCUCUUGAAGUCAGCUUUGAAACUAAGGGAGGAAAUAACACGCGAAGCAGUCUAAUGUACAUACAUAUUUAUGUACAUAUGUAUGUACAUUCGCCACACAAGUUUUGAAUAUAAAAUCAUUGGUUUGUACCUAUGUAUAAUGCCAUAAGUAAGCACACAAAGAUCCCAAUAUGAAGCGCCAUGAUGUCAUUUCAGCGAUCUAUAAUGUGCAGUGAUUUUUUUGUUCUGGUCUUCGUAGUGUUGAAUUGUUUUUGCCCUAUGCAGAAGCGUUUGAAUAACAUUCAUGAGAACCACUAUACUUUUGUUUUUGUUGUAUUCAAUUUGUUUACUCACAAAUUUUGUGGAACUGAAAUUUGGGUCAGCUAAUGCAGGAAUAGCGGGCGCUCGGUUUCUUUUCAUGCCACUCCAGCGUUCAAAUGCAUUGAGCACGGUCAGUAGCAAGCGGCGGCGAUUCAGGUACGAGUACUAAUACCAGCUGAGCAGCGAUUAAAUUUUUGUGGCAAGAGGAGCAAGGAAUUAAGUAAAUAUGUGUUACAUCAUCAUCACCGGUGGCAGUCUAGUCUGGUUCGUGUUGAGCCUCAUAGCCGACAUGUUGAUCGCCUCGGCGAUAGUCACACCCAAAUGGCUUAUUGGUCCAAAUCCAACGCUCGUCAGUGUCGGCUCAAGCGCUUCCUUACAAACGGGCAUACAGCAAGAGGUCCAAAAUGAUACUCAGUUAGUGUCGCUUGUACCAACGGUGCGUUAUCCCUCUGUGGGCAUCUAUACGCGCUGCAAAGUGAUGCGCAACUAUGGCUAUCAUUGUGGCCCCUUCGACUUGGAUGGUUUUGCGACAGAUAACAAUGUCUAUCCAGUUGCGUGGAAGGCCACAAUGUUCUUCAUGUCACUGGGUUUUGCGGUGCACUCGAUUACGGUAGCAUUUACGCUCAUCACUUGCUGUCGACAAUCGGCAUUUGGCAAGAGUAUACACAAUAUGACUGGCUGUGCGCAAGUGGUGUCAGCGAUCAGCAUUAUGUUGGCGCUUUUUUUACAUCCACUAGCCUGGGGUGUGCCCAGAGUGCAGCUGCUAUGUGGCGCGGAUGCCGAACCGUUUUAUCCAGCCGGUUGCUCUAUUGGCAUUUCCUUCUACUGUGCUGUGGCGGCAGCGGUGCUUUGUUUCAUUUGUGCUGGCAUCAGUCUGAAGGCAGAAUCGUCUAAUAUGCGUACGCGUGUAAAACGCCGCGUUGAGGAGGGCAAUCGAUUGGUGUGCAUUCCAUGAUUUUCGAAUUUUUUUUAGGGAUCUUCGCGGAAUUUUUCCUAUCAGUCGCAUUGAUUGUUGUGCUUCGAAUUUACGAGUAUCAUAUACAUAAGUUAACUGUUUUGUAAAUAUAUUUUAUGCUUUUAUUUUCUUAAUCGUGUUAAGAUCUUCUAAUAAAUAAGUAGUAAUGAGAAAUUUCUGAGCUUAAGUUUUGUAAGCUAACGUACUAUGUGUACACAUACUCAAGUAUCAUAGUAUUUGCAUUUAUAAGAAUGUACUUAUGUAUACCUAUUAAUAUAAAUAUUACAAGCAGUAUAUAAAAACUCAUUUUGUUAGACCUGUCUCCAGUGAGGCAUACAAAUUCUUGAAACGGGGCUUCAUAAAGCUUAAAAAUGUACGUAUGCAUGUAGAUAUAAGAUAAUAUCCCAAAUUAAAGAAAUUUAUGAAAAUA